Messenger RNA from Drosophila willistoni, 625 nucleotides. Its product is annotated as NADH dehydrogenase [ubiquinone] 1 alpha subcomplex assembly factor 2. The record is from RefSeq and is a predicted model, not a curated record. Gene Ontology annotation, cellular component: membrane. Lineage: Eukaryota; Metazoa; Arthropoda; Insecta; Diptera; Drosophilidae. Gene Ontology annotation, biological process: mitochondrial respiratory chain complex I assembly. The coding region runs from base 65 to 517 and encodes 150 amino acids. The transcript has a single exon.
GUCAUAACAAAAAUCAAUUCCAACCUCCAAGUCAUUUUGAAGUUUAUAUUUUAUUUAAAAUAAAAUGGCACAAAAGCCAACUCGUGAUAUUCUUGGUAUUAUUUGGCAAAAUUUCUGGAAAUCUCUGCGGCCGCGUCAAUUUCGUGGCAACUAUAUAGGCGAAGAUUAUUUUGGCAACAAAUACUAUGAGAUACCAGCAAAUCCAUCUAUUGGGAAGCGCAAAGCCUCUCGAUGGUUCGAGCCGGCCGACAAGGAUGCCUUCGAUCAGGAGCUGACUGCCGAAUGGGAGGCAUGGCUACGUGGUAGGCGUGAGGAACCCCCCACACGCGAAGAACUGGUAAAAAAUCUACAAAUAAUGGACAUGAAAAAACGAAAUGCUGCCGAACUGGAGGCAACUUACGCAAAGGCGAAGGAUGACAAAGCAUUACCAAAACAAGUGGAGGGUCAAACCGUUGGCACAUACCCCAAAUACAAGGAGUACGAAUUUAUACCUGGCAAGGAACCUCCAGAGAAAUGAAAACUUGCCACAAAUAAUCAGUUAAAAUGUUUUUUCAUUUGUAAAUUAUAUUGAUAAGUUUAACAAUUAUAUAGGUUACUUCUACCUCUACCAAUCGUUCAAAUCCAA